Molecule: messenger RNA, 873 nt
Organism: Pyrgilauda ruficollis (rufous-necked snowfinch)
Lineage: Eukaryota; Metazoa; Chordata; Aves; Passeriformes; Passeridae
Product: acrosin-like
Exons: 6
Coding region: 1-873 (290 amino acids)
Biological process (GO): proteolysis; acrosome reaction
Molecular function (GO): serine-type endopeptidase activity
Source: RefSeq, a predicted model, not a curated record
AUGAACCUGCUGUACCUCCUCAUCCUGCUGGCUGUGUACACACCUGCACAUGGCACCUGGGACAACUGCAGAGGGACCUGUGGGCAGCGGCCCAUGGCUUCUGACUACAACUCCAUAGCUGCUGACUACAGAAUCAUGGCUGGCGCAGGUGCCCUGCCGGGAGCCUGGCCCUGGAUUGUCAGCAUCCAGGACCCCAGGAAAAUAGGCACUGGCCAUACGUGUGGAGGGUCCCUCAUCAGCCCACAGUGGGUCCUCACAGCAGCCCACUGCUUCCACCAGGCCAGGAACGUCACCAUGUGGCGUGUGCUGAUCGGGGCCACCCAGCUGACCCAUCUGGGCCCCGAGGCCCAGGUGCGCCACGUCAAGCGGCUGCUGGCCCACCAGGAGUACACGGCUGACUCCCAGCAGAAUGACAUUGCCCUGCUGGAGCUGGACGAGCCCGUGGAGUGCAGUGACUACGUGCAGCUUGCCUGCGUGCCCAACGCCUCGCUCACGGUGUCAGAGCUGAAAACCUGCUACAUUGCUGGCUGGGGUUCUGCCAGUGCAAAAGCUCAGGGUCUGAGUGAUGUCCUGCAGGAAGCCAAGGUCCGUCUCCUGGACAUCCGGCUGGUGAACAACAGCCGCUGGUACGCCGGGGCCAUCCACACCCACAACCUGUGUGCUGGCUACCCACGGGGUGCCAUGGACACCUGCCAGGGUGACAGUGGAGGGCCUCUGGUGUGCAAAGAUAACCGUGCAGGCUACUUCUGGCUUGUUGGAGUGACCAGCUGGGGAAAAGGCUGUGCCAGAACAAAACGGCCAGGAGUCUACACCUCCACUCAGUACUUCUACAACUGGAUCCUGAUCCAGAUGGGCGUGUGCCCAAGUUGGUAG